This is a messenger RNA of Ambispora leptoticha, 160 nucleotides long. Lineage: Eukaryota; Fungi; Glomeromycota; Glomeromycetes; Archaeosporales; Ambisporaceae. The record is from the annotation of a GenBank genome assembly.
ACUUAUGAUAAUGACUGGCAUUGCAACAAAUUAUCUUUAUGGAAUUUCAAAAACAGCUAUUCACGAAACUUACAGUGAACCAGUUCGUUUUAACGAAAUUCAGCUUGGUCUACGUGUUGAGAAUGACAAGAUUUUUGAAGAACAGAUAGAAACGGGAUAA